AUCGUGACUUUCUCCGCGGUUAGACGAUCGUUUGAUGUAUUGGCGUGUGUAUGUGUCGACGGUGCUUGGAACGCGAGAGAACGGCGCGCGUCUGUCACAUCCUGGCGGAAAUCGCGGCUUCAGAGAUCACAAGAGACGACGAUGCCAGGGAAGACGGCAGGUCAUCAGCACGCGGCGGAGCGCUCGUAGCCGCAACUAGCGAACAUCGUCAUCCUCGCCGAUCGGAUCGGCGGCCGACUUGGGCGUGUGUCUCGCAUAUGGGAAAGGUGGUUUUGUGUUUGUGAGAGAGCGGCGCGCGAGCGUGCGCAUGAGAGAGAACAGACACGCACGGUGGGCUUUUGACGGAUCCGUGACUGCUGCAAUGGCGACGGCGCCUGGCGACUCGCCUACUUUCUAAGCCUCGCCGACGGUGAGAGGUUGAUCGCGCACGAUCCGUCUCGCGUUCGCCAUCCGUUUGGACUCGUCGUACCGACGGGAUUAUCGACGGCGACGACGACGAGGCGUCGGGUCCUGACCGAGCCGUCUGCAUUCACGGGAAGUGUGAUCGCGUGUAUUAUUUCUCGUGGCGAUGUAGCAGCAGCCCUCGCAACGGAGUGCCCGGAGGAGUCUGGAUAUAUCCGGAGAAUGCGCGGAAUCGCCUCGGGGCCUCCCCUCGUGGAUGUGAUCCUUCCCUCACGGCCCGUUUCCUGCCGCGAUAUCCAGCCGACAGUUCCGUCUGUUCUGUGCCGCCGCGAUCCGUCAUCGUCGGGACAACACAGCUGACAGAUCUCGUGUUCGCGAUUCGAUUUCACGAACAUUGAUCGUUCGCCGUGCAGAACAGCGCGAACGAUUCGGACUAGUCCACAGCGAUCGGUGAUUCUAUAAAAGUGCACGUGUGCGAUGCGUUCGACGCCCACGUAUUUUUAGCAAUCGCUAUUAGACGGUUGUCAUAUCAGAACUUUGCUUUUCGCGCAGCGAUCGGUUGUGUGGCGUCGUAUCGAUUUUCACGUGGCGAUCGGUCGUUAAAUGCGAGAAGAAGCCAGACGGCCCGCUUGAGAAGAGAAGACACUAGAAUCGAUAUAGAUCGGAGGACCACGCGCAAACAUGGGGAACUGUUUCAGCAGUCCGACGGACGUGGAGAAGGAGAAGACGGACAGGAUCGGCAAUCCGAGCAUCGAGGCGGUCGCGUCGCAGGCGAGCCCGGUGCCGACGCCGCCGCCGGAUCCCAUCAGACCGAUACCGCAGAUCCCGGACACGGAUGUCACGACCGCCAAGAUAUUCGUCGCUCUUUACGACUAUGACGCGCGCACCGACGAGGAUCUGAGCUUCAGGAAGGGAGAGCACCUGGAGAUACUCAACGACACGCAGGGCGACUGGUGGCUGGCGCGGAGUAAACGGACCAGGCAGGAGGGCUACAUCCCCAGCAACUAUGUCGCCAAAUUGAAAUCGAUCGAAGCGGAACCAUGGUAUUUCAGGAAGAUCAAGCGAAUCGAGGCUGAGAAGAAACUGCUGCUACCGGAAAACGAUCACGGCGCGUUUCUAAUAAGAGACUCCGAGAGCCGACACAAUGAUUACUCCCUUUCAGUGCGCGACGGUGACACGGUCAAGCAUUAUCGUAUUCGCCAAUUGGACGAGGGCGGCUUCUUCAUCGCCAGGCGAACCACGUUCAGGAAUCUGCAGGACCUCGUGGAGCACUACAGCAAGGACGCGGAUGGCCUGUGUGUCAAUCUGUGCAAGCCCUGCGUGCAGGUGGAGAAACCCGUAACCGAGGGCCUUAGUCACCGCACGCGCGACCAGUGGGAGAUCGAUCGUUCGUCGUUGAAGUUCCUGAGAAAACUGGGACAGGGCCAGUUCGGCGAGGUAUGGGAGGGUCUGUGGAACAACACCACCCCGGUGGCGAUAAAGACGCUCAAGCCGGGCACCAUGGAUCCGAAGGACUUCCUCGCCGAGGCGCAGAUCAUGAAGAAGCUCCGGCACGCCAAGCUGAUCCAGUUGUACGCUGUAUGCACCAUGGAGGAGCCGAUUUACAUUAUCACGGAAUUGAUGAGGAACGGAAGUUUGCUGGACUACCUGCAAGGUAGGAUAAAGCGAAAGAAGCGAAAGCGGCGAAAAGGCGAUAAUUUCAACGAUUCAGAUUCAGAAACCGAUUCUGAAACACAUUCAGAAACAAAUUCAAGAACAAGUAAAGGUAGAGGCCUAAAAUUGACGCAAUUAAUUGACAUGGCGGCUCAAAUAGCUGCUGGUAUGGCAUAUCUGGAAUCACAGAAUUACAUUCAUCGAGACUUGGCAGCUCGUAAUGUUCUCGUGGCGGAUGGAAACGUUGUGAAAAUCGCAGAUUUUGGAUUAGCUAGGCUUAUCAAGGAAGAUGAAUACGAGGCGAGAAUAGGAGCGCGCUUCCCUAUCAAGUGGACCGCGCCCGAAGCCGCCAAUUACAGUAAAUUCAGUAUUAAAUCUGACGUAUGGUCCUUCGGUAUUCUUCUCACCGAAUUGGUCACAUACGGUAGAAUACCUUAUCCAGGUAUGACGAACGCGGAAGUUCUUCAUCAGGUGGAACAUGGUUAUAGAAUGCCAUGUCCACCUAGCUGUCCCGACACGCUUUACAACAUUAUGCUGGAAUGCUGGAACAAGGAUCCUAUGAAGCGACCGACCUUCGAGACGCUUCAGUGGAAACUCGAGGACUUCUUCACCAUGGAAGGUUCCGAAUACAAGGAAGCAUCCGCGUAUUGAAUGAAGGAUUUCAAAGUUUUCUUCCACGUUACUCCAUUGAGAGAUGCGAUAGUUUAAAGUUUUCUUUCCCUCUCUUUCCCUUCUUUCUUUUUUUUUACGUUUUUGUUUUUGCACAUUCUGUCUGCCAUAAAACUCGAAGAACGAUAUUUGUACAUUUUUACCUAUAUGACUCGAGAAACAUACAUUGGCAUUUUGAUAGCUCCGUUAGGAGCGGCGAUACGGUUUUAGAUAACAUUUUAGAUCGCAGUAAGGAUGUUAUACAUGUAGACGUUGAAUGGCCUUUGUAAAAUCGUUCGUAAGUGUCAGUUAGUGUGAGGUAGAUCUUGAUCAUAAACGGUGGUAAAUUCCGGUCGGUGAUGCCGCGCGAUCACGCGCCAGUAGCAAUGUAAUAUAUUCGUGUACAAUGUAUAAAAAUUGUACUUCCCGUAUUAUACAAUUAUCGUUACAUACUACGAAGCGAUGAGGAGUGUCAAUCUCUUGGUGAGAUCGUAUCGACAGCAUUGUAGACGACGGACCACGCGAAUGCACAACUUUUAUCAUUCCUAUUUUCUCACUUGAGCGAAGGCGGAUACGAAACGAUUUCGCGCACGCCGUGUGUGUGUGUGUGUGCAUCGGAGUGCGAAGAUCGGAGAUUUAUAACCGGUCCGUCCAAGACAACGCGCAUAACGCUGUAUCUUGUGGCGACUGCAGCGUCGAACGACGUUUAUCCUUUCGUCUAUCCCGUCGAUCUGUCACGAAACGACUAAUACUGACGUAAACUGCCGGUUAAUGUUUUUCUAAGGUACACUUGUCACUCGUAACGUGUAGGAUCACCCUUCGGAAGUAUACGCGAGAGAGUGUGCAUCUAUGGGAAUAUCCCAUGCAUCGAAUAAACAUACCGAUCUGCAGCGGAGACGAAGAAUCGACGAGUAUCGAAUUUUUAAGUAUUCCGAGAAGAGAAUAUGCAUUAUGAUUUUUUUUCUUGUGUAUCAUCUUCGUUGAUCAUCAUUCGGCCAUUGUUCAUGUUAUCAAAUUCAUUUUUAUAUACUUUUAUAUAUCGUAUCUAACAUUUUAUUGUACUCAUUUAAUACGACUUUUCACGCUAGCGAAUGACUCGAAACUUACGAAUAAUUAUUAUGCGUAAAAGUAAGCGAGUAAUAUUGAAUCGCGCAUAGGUGCACUGUGUCUCGCUGUUGGUCGCGAGUCACGUGUCUCAUGACAUAUUUCAUAAACAUUAAAUCUGUAAUGAUAAAUGUGUGCGUGAUGAAAUAUUAUAUAUAGAUAUUUUAGCAAUACUUUAAUCUCCCUUUUUAACACACGCGUGCGCGCGUGAAUGUGUACGGAAUGUGCCAAAAUCAUCACCAUUCCUUUCGCCCAUUCGAUUCUACAGCGAAUUUGGAGUCGAUCUUUCCGUGAUAAAAGUUUUACUGGAGAUUUUUACGAUUUUAAACAACUUUUGCAUUAACUGUUUUGAUAAACAAAGUUUCAGAAUUACGUUGUUUAUAGUGUUUAAAAAAAAAAAUUAAGAGAGCUGGCUCCAAUUUCGUCCGAGAUACGCUCCGAAAGUUUGACGCAAACCUUACAAAAUACACACGCGCAAUGCAUAUGUAUAUACGUUUGCAUAUGCGAUAUUAACUAGCAUCCAUCUUCUGUUGUGAAGUCAGAGCUGUGUUAAUAAUACCAAAAUAAUCACAAAUUGUAAAGAAGUGUACUGACAGGCGGUACCGCGUGAUAAAUUUUUGUAAUACCGUUAUACUGCAUCGAUCAACUUUUCCGUGGGAAGUGAGAUUUUCUUCCAUUACGUGCUACUUUAUUUUAAGUCUGAAAGCCUUGAUUUUAGCGAGGAGACAUAUUAUUUGUAAUGAAACAUUGAAAUAAGUAAUUUUACAUUUUGAAGCGGAGAUAUUCUCGCAGGUAUCGCCAAAAUUGUACGCAAGAAAGCUAUCGACAAUUAUCAGUUGUGACGACAUUACACUAAGAGAUGAAUAAGAUAAAGAAGCUAUCAAUUAUAUAUAAUAAUAAUGAAAUGUAAUGCAACGAUUGCAAGCACAAAACGGAUGAAAGUUUACACUGGAGUUACUGUUAACUUAUAUCCAGGCAGGCUCUUUUCCUACAAUUGUGAGGAAAAGUGAUUUUCAAUGGAAUCACAAUGUAAUACGAAACCUGUGGCGAGUGAAAAUAUAAAUACUUAGAUGUAUAAGAAGUAAUCGAUAAAAUAAACGCAACAGUUUUGUUUA
This is a messenger RNA of Linepithema humile (Argentine ant), 4922 nucleotides long. It is a transcript of the gene Src42A, whose product is annotated as Tyrosine-protein kinase Src42A. Gene Ontology annotation, cellular component: extrinsic component of cytoplasmic side of plasma membrane. Gene Ontology annotation, biological process: protein phosphorylation; innate immune response; cell differentiation. The record is from RefSeq and is a predicted model, not a curated record. Gene Ontology annotation, molecular function: ATP binding; signaling receptor binding; non-membrane spanning protein tyrosine kinase activity. Lineage: Eukaryota; Metazoa; Arthropoda; Insecta; Hymenoptera; Formicidae.